Molecule: messenger RNA, 1428 nt
Organism: Trichomonas vaginalis G3
Lineage: Eukaryota; Parabasalia; Trichomonadida; Trichomonadidae
Product: spectrin binding
Exons: 1
Coding region: 1-1428 (475 amino acids)
Molecular function (GO): protein binding
Source: RefSeq, a predicted model, not a curated record
AUGUCUGAUCAAGAUAUUCGCCCAAAUACAUACAGCCAACUGCGAAGUAUCCAUCAAAACUACAUCGAUUUAUAUAAUGCAUUGUAUCAGCUGAAAACGGAAAAUAAAGAAGAAUUAAACUCUAUUUACAGAAAUAUCAAAGCAGAAUUGAUUGAUUCCAUUAAAGACCUUCCCAAAAAUAUAAUCAAAAAUAUUUUAAAUAUCAUUCCGUAUAAUAAUCGCUAUGUAAAGUCAUAUUUAUCACUUGCUAAACUCAUAUAUGAUGAAUAUCAUGUCGAAGAGGUCAAUAAUAUUAAACUUACUUUGAACUUCCUGUUUUAUAAAGAAUAUGAAAUUGUAUUAAACAUUCCUGCUGAUUUCUCUAAAAUUAAUUCCGAAUAUCUAGAUAUUCAAUCAGAAAAUACAAUUUACAGAGCAAUUAUGUAUAAUGAUUUAGAACAAUUCAUAGUUUUCACGGAAAUUGAUGGAUUUAAUCAAAAUCAAAAAUUAAAAAGCAGUUUAUAUCCAAAAUCCGAUGAAGGAUAUUCAUUACUUGAAUUAUGUUGUUACCACGGAGCAGUUGAUUGUUUCAAGUUAUUAAGAUCGAAAUUUAACUCAGAAAUAACUCAAACAUGUCUAGAAUUAUCAUUUUUAGGAAAAAAUCCAGAGAUCAUGAGCGAAUGUUUGAAAUAUCAAAAGCCAGAUAAAGAAUGCAUGAGAUAUGCAAUUAUUUCACACAACAUUGAUUUUGUUUCAUUCUUGAUGAAUGAAUACAAUCUAAAUAUCAAUGUAAAAUGUUGUGGAAAAUAUAAAAAUCUUGAUUCAUUAUUAGUUUAUUUCGAUCAAACUAAUGAUUUUGAGCAAUGCUUUUAUUACUCGGUGAGAUUUAAUAUACCAUCUCUUUGUGAAUAUUUCCUUUCACAUGGUGCAAAUAUAAAUCAAAAAGAUACUCAUAGAAACACCGCUCUUCAUAUUGCAGCGAAAAAUAAUAGUAAAGAAACUGCCGAACUUCUUCUUUCAUAUGGUGCAAAUAUCGAAGCAACCACAGAAACCACUGAAUUUAUUAUGUUUCAUGGUGGAAAUUUCAAUUAUAGAAAUGCAUUUAGACAAACCGCUCUUCUAGUUGCAGCCCAAAAAAAUAGUAAAGAAACCGCCGAAGUUCUUAUUUCGCAUGGUGCAAAUAUCAAUUAUAAAGAUUCAUAUGGACACACCGCUCUUCUAAUUGCAGCAGAGCAUAAUAAUAAAGAAACUGCCGAAGUUCUUAUUUCACAUGGUGCAAAUAUCAAUGAAAAAAAUAAAGAUGGAGUAACCGCUCUUCAUAUUGCAGCAGAGAAUAAUAAUAAAGAAACUGCCGAACUUCUUCUUUCACAUGGUGCAAAUAUCAAUGAAAAAAUAAUUACGGAUCUACUGCUCUUCAUAAUGCAGCGUGGAAUAAUAAUAAAGAAAUAG